Balearica regulorum gibbericeps (East African grey crowned-crane) is the source of this 2224-nucleotide messenger RNA. The record is from RefSeq and is a predicted model, not a curated record. NCBI's taxonomy places the organism in Eukaryota, Metazoa, Chordata, Aves, Gruiformes, Gruidae.
AGAAGUCCUGGAGGGGAUUUGGGAGCAAAGAAGAAGAAAAAGAAGCAGAAGAGAAAAAAGGAGAAACCAAAUUCUGGAGGCACCAAAUCAGAUUCUGCGUCUGACUCCCAGGAGAUUAAAAUUCAACAGCCUUCAAAAAAUCCAGCCAUUCCAAUGCAGAAGCUUCAAGACAUCCAGAGAGCAAUGGAGCUGCUCUCUGCGUGCCAAGGCCCAGCAAAGAAUAUUGAUGAGGCUACCAAACGUAAAUACCAGUUUUGGGAUACACAACCUGUACCUAAACUUAAUGAAGUUAUAACUUCACAUGGUGCAAUUGAACCAGAUAAGGACAAUGUCCGCCUAGAGCCAUAUUCUUUGCCACAAGGUUUUAUGUGGGACACAUUGGAUCUUAGCAAUGCUGAAGUUUUGAAGGAGUUAUACACAUUGUUAAAUGAGAAUUACGUAGAAGAUGAUGAUAAUAUGUUUAGGUUUGAUUAUUCACCUGAAUUUCUUCUGUGGGCGUUACGUCCUCCGGGCUGGUUACCCCAAUGGCACUGUGGGGUUAGAGUGUCUUCAAACAAAAAACUGGUAGGAUUCAUAAGUGCCAUCCCUGCAAAUAUUCGUAUUUAUGACAGUGUGAAGAAAAUGGUAGAAAUCAAUUUUCUGUGUGUCCAUAAGAAACUGAGAUCUAAACGGGUAGCACCUGUACUGAUUCGGGAAAUCACCAGAAGAGUAAACCUAGAAGGAAUUUUUCAGGCUGUUUACACUGCUGGAGUGGUACUCCCCAAACCUGUGGCCACUUGCAGAUAUUGGCAUCGAUCACUGAAUCCCAGAAAAUUGGUGGAAGUGAAAUUUUCACAUUUGAGUAGAAACAUGACUCUACAAAGAACAAUGAAGCUCUACAGACUUCCUGAUGCCACAAAGACUUCAGGUUUGAGACCAAUGGAACAAAAAGAUACUAAAGCAGUACAAGAAUUAAUCAACACUUACUUGAAACAGUUUAAUCUUGCUCCUGUGAUGGAUGAAGAAGAGGUAGCCCACUGGUUCCUGCCUCGGGAUCAUAUUAUUGACACUUACGUAGUAGAGGGCUCAAAUGGUAUUUUAACAGACUUCCUGAGUUUCUACACAUUACCUUCAACAGUGAUGCACCAUCCUGUUCAUAAAAGCCUCAAAGCUGCCUAUUCCUUCUACAAUAUUCAUACAGAGACUCCCCUCUUGGAUUUAAUGAAUGAUGCACUCAUUAUAGCUAAAUUGAAAGGAUUUGAUGUGUUCAAUGCACUAGACUUAAUGGAAAACAAAACAUUCCUGGAAAAACUCAAGUUUGGGAUUGGAGAUGGAAAUUUGCAGUAUUAUUUGUACAACUGGAGGUGUCCUGGCAUGGAAUCCGAAAAGGUUGGUCUUGUAUUACAAUGAGGACACUUAUGUUUCUAGAACUCUGAGGUCAUCGUUUGAGUUAAUUUGAUCUCCAUAACUCUUGGAACAGUAUUGUUCAAGAGGAGUAAAAGCACAACGACAGUGAUACUGAAAUAGUCCAUUAAACCUGAACAAUGAAGACAUCCAUAUGUGACCAAAUUUAUGCAUUUUUCAGAUAGAUCAGAAGGUCCAUGAAACUCUUUUAUUGUCCAUGAAAAGAAUAAAAGCACAUUCAUUUAAUUUUCAAAGCUUAGCUUGCACCUUGAUGAGAAGAAGGUAUUUUUUUUCCACUCUGUAGAAAAGACUGUUUUGUACAAACUGAACUUCAGUGGUGGAUUAGGGUACAAAAAUAUUUGCUAUUAUGUGGAUGAACUGCUGCAUUUCUAUUUAUUAAGUGGUGGUGUAUGUUCGUCAGUGUAACAGAAUGAAGGAUACAAACUUGAGUAUCUUUGCUUAUUUACUUCACAUGGAUAUCAUCAUUUGGGGGAAAAUCAUGACGUACGAUACGUUUGUAGCUCUAUGAAAGUCCUGGAUGUUUUUGUAACUGGAGCAGUAUGACAAUGUACUGGUUUAACUAGUGCAUUUGUUUCUCCAUAAGCAACGCUGCCAAAUCAAUAAAAAUACAGAUUUGUACUUUGAUCUUCAAUAGAUCAGUGGAUUGAUUUAACAGUAUCGCACUGUUCAGUGCAGGUGUUAUCUAUGUUGCCAGAAUGAUAAUACAUUACUGUACUUAAUUUACAGUUGUGGCACAAAACCUUAGUUUUUCCUCAGUAGAAUAACAUCAGCCUGUGUGUAAAACUAAGAAUUUUAGUAGUGCUAUCAGGAUAUUUAUAGU